Molecule: messenger RNA, 864 nt
Organism: Boeremia exigua
Lineage: Eukaryota; Fungi; Ascomycota; Dothideomycetes; Pleosporales; Didymellaceae
Exons: 1
Coding region: 83-829 (248 amino acids)
Source: RefSeq, a predicted model, not a curated record
CUUCAUUUCUCACACCUGCCGCCUUACAUUCACAAGGACUGCAACACUGAGACAUUACGAAGUUCGAGGCGCUUAUCUGGCCAUGGAUUCACCCGCUGUCGCUGCCGCUAGCAUGUCAGAGUUCCAUCUCUUUUCUAGCCUACCCUCGGAGUUGCGCCUACGAAUCUGGGAGCUGGCUAUGGAACCUCGCGAAGUUGCCGUUGGUCGAGGACUAUCCCGUCGCCGCCGCUCAGACACAGCCCUCCCGGCGAUAAUGCUUUCCUGUACUGAAUCUUGGGCUCAUCUCCGGCCGUUUUACAAGAAAAGCUUUCCAACAGGCACACCUCCACAGUUCUCUUGGGUUAAUUUCGACAUCGAUACUGUGUACUGCAGUUUUGAGGAGCUCAUCUACUGUAACGAUGAGAUCCCCCUGAUACAACGCCUGGUUGUAGAAUGUCAAGACUCUGAGCUAUUCUACUCCAAGUACGGCCGUCGCUUGUAUCUCGCCAGAGCUUUAGAUACACUUACUAUCUUGCAUUUUGGCUAUGAUGCAGUACACGAAAGUUGGUGGCGGGAGUGGGACGAUAUCUUGCAAGAGUGGUAUUACCGAGACGACCCUGUCAGAUUCUACACUAAGGUUGUUAGUGUGGACGACCCUUCCAGUUUUGAGGUGAAUAGCAAGAACUUCCUGAAAAUUGAGCGUGAGUGGCGCAGGAACAACCCACCGCCUCCGGAAGAAUGGCCAGACUAUCAAGUGUCAGAUUCGGACGACGAUGUGGAUGCAGAGUGGAGAUAUCGCACGGGUUACCAUCAUGUAGAUGGCUGCAGUUGUCCUUCUCGGCGUACAUAGCUAGUUCCCUUGCUCUGCCGUGUCGGCCUUAUAUG